This is a messenger RNA of Parnassius apollo (apollo), 1191 nucleotides long. NCBI's taxonomy places the organism in Eukaryota, Metazoa, Arthropoda, Insecta, Lepidoptera, Papilionidae. The record is from the annotation of a GenBank genome assembly.
AUGCGUUGGACAAAAUCCAUGAACGAAAACGCAUUGCGGGCGUACUAUAGGGCGAAAGGGGAAGAAACUGCGGGAAUAGCGUAUAGGGCUCGGAUGCAUUGCUUUUUUGCUGAGCUGGAGCCGUCUAUCCCCGUCACGGAACAAAACCUGGCAGACCGAGUUCGGUACAUCAUGCGCUCGAAAAUAUUUGAUGAUGCCGAGCUCGAACGACUACGACGUGAGGCUAUUCCCUCGUCGAAUGAAUCGGCUAUGGCUGGAGAUGCAGCUCCACAUACGACAGACCAGCUUCCACGCGUGGAAGCCGCCAUGGAUCUUCCAGUUGUGGUUGAUUCGGACGACGAUGAAAUGGUCUCCCACGAACUAGAGCAAAUGAGGAGUAUAUUGGAAGAGGCGAUUUUGGAAACGCGCAGCACCCCUCUCGAAAAUCGACCGCGACUUCCCCGCAUACCCUUAAGCAAGCGAAAUCGGGCUGUCGUGAGGGCUCUUAACCCAAUGCUGGUGACCUAUUUGGAAGCCAGCCGGGACCUUUGCGAGACGGACUCGAUUCUCUUUGGCGCCGCAGUGGCAGUUUGCCGUAUUAUUGGCGCCAAACUUCCCAUGGCUGGACGCGCUACUACACAAAGUAGCGCCAUCCCAGCCUGGAGGAAAAGAAUCGAGGACCGUAUCGCAAAGGCAAGGGCCCUUAUCGGCAGACUGACAAGCUUCAGGUCGGGUAAUAAUAGACCGAGGAUUAUGCGCACCGUUAGGAUGGCGUUUGCUGGGACAAAUAUCAGUUUGUCCCAGCCGGAUAUCACGCAGAAACUAACGGAGCGCAUAGACGACCUGAAGCAAAAGAUCGCUGCUUGGGGGAAGCGGAUUCGACGAUUUUCCGAGGGGUCAAGGCGGUUCAACCAGAAUCGUCUCUUCCAGAGUGAUCAGAAGAGGCUCUAUAAAUUAUUGGAGCGACCAAAGGUAUGUGGAGCGGGCCAAGGACCGGAGCAGGCUGACACUGUCGCAUUUUGGCGUGGCCUGUGGUCAGAGCCCGUAAACCACAGCGAGGGCCCUUGGAUGGAAGUUGUGGCGAGCCAGGGUGCGAGUAUUACGCCUAUGGAUACCGUCACCAUAACGCCGGAAGACGUGGCUGAAGCGGUCCGUAGGGCCCCGAAUUGGAAAUGUCCGGGACUCGACACGGGCUGCAUCAACACUGGCUGA